AUGGAUGAUGUGCAAUCGAUUCCACAUGCCAAGCGUUCUCGUGAUGAAGCUAGCAAGAUAUUGGGUGAAAAAAUGCUUCAGGGUUGGGUAUUGCUAGGUGCAAGUUGUCCCGUUGGGGACUGCUAUACGCCUCUUAUGCGUAAUCAUAAGGCACAGAUGUUCUGUGUAAGGUGUGAUCAAUAUGUAGUCACUGCAGAAGAUGCAAAGAAGCAGCACAUGGAGAAGGAGGCUGAAGAACGGGCGUUUGUAGAGAAGGAAAAGACCGAGGCUGAAGAUCAAUUGGAGGAAGAGCGCAGGCGCCAUAUUGAGCAACAGUUUCGCUUGGAAGAACAAGCCAAGCAGGCUAGAGACAUGCAGGAGCUCAACCGGACAACGUUGCAGUAUUCGGACGCUUUACAAGGAGCUGCAAAGCGCAAGAUUGACAAUAUGGUGAGCCAAAGCACGUCUGACGGCGACGUGAAUACUGUUCGUCGGCAGACACUUGCUGCACUUUAUCAGAAAAUGGAAGCUCUGACGGACUCGCUUUCGCCUACCGACCACGGCGAACGUCUUCUUUCCGUUGCCAAAGCUGUGCGAGAGAUUGCUGAAGCUGCGCAGCUGUUGAAGAAUUGA
Molecule: messenger RNA, 612 nt
Organism: Peronospora belbahrii
Lineage: Eukaryota; Oomycota; Peronosporomycetes; Peronosporales; Peronosporaceae
Source: the annotation of a GenBank genome assembly